AUGUUUUAUCUCGUUUUAAAUCUAACCAAUAUGCUGUGUUCAUCAGCACGUUUGCGUCAAAACUUUUAUUUAAUAAUUGGUGUCACAAUUGGGCUACUUUUUAGUCUUAUUGUUGGCCCAUUAUUAGAAACUGGUUGCCUAUUUUCUAUAUCAACUAUUGACAGUGAUUCAAACUCAAUUAUUUUCAAUGAUGAAUACGAACCUCAUAUAAAUUUGGCCGGCAAACCACAGCGAGCACAAAAAAUUCCACAAACUUUGUUACGUCCGAGAUAUUACUCAACAGAGCUUGGAAUUCGAGAGAAACUAUUUGUUGGAAUUUUGGCCAAUCAAGCAUCUGUAGAUGGUCUGGCAGUUGCUGUCAACAAGACUGUUACACAUUGGGUGGACAAGACAAUUUUUUUCGUUGAUGCGGCAGGUGGACAUAAGCUAAAUGUAACGCUAAUGAAAAUACCCGGUAUAGUUGGUUUCACUGACAGUAGAAAUGUAUUGAAACCAUUUCAUAUGGUAAAAUAUAUUGCUGACAACUACUUGGACGAAUAUGAGUUUUUCAUGUUGAUAAAGGAUAGUACAUACUUGAAUGCAAACAAGCUCAUGAACUUGGUUAAAAGAGUUAGUGUUAGUGAAGAUGUGUAUGCUAGUGGAACUGUAAUUGGUACCAACUAUUGUUCAUUAGACGCCGGAAUACUUUUAAGCAACUCAGUUAUUCGUAAAAUGAUUCCAAAUGUUGAUUGGUGUGUACGCAAUGCUUUCUCUACUUCAGAUGAUGAUAAUUUUGGUCGAUGUGUAUUACAUUCAGUUAAUCUUCCAUGUCAGACAUCUAUUCAAGGGCAAUCUAUAAGCAGCUAUCAUCUGUGGGAAGCCAAAGAUCUUAUUAAUUUACUCAACCAACCACAACAACUAGAAAGUUUUAAUCGUGCUUUGACUGUUUAUCCAAUGCCAAAUGCUGAAACAAUGUAUAAGACUCAUUUAGCAUUUUGUAAAAUGAAUUUAGAAAAAUCGAACAUGGAAAUUGAUGCAUUGAGACGUUCUAUUGUGGCUGAGUCAAGUUUAGAGCCACCGAGUUUUAGAAAGGUAUCUUGGCCAGUUGGAAGUCAGUCUGGAAGUACUCCAUCUACUCGUUUUGAUGUAUUGAAAUGGGAACAUUUUACUGAAACACAUUUAUAUUUGGACUCUAGAAUAAGCAAUAUAAGACCAUUAAAUGAAGCUGAAAAUGCUGAUAUACAUAACGUAUUAAAUACUAGCAUUGAAUAUUUGGAAUCAAAAUAUUCAAACAAUUUGAAAUUUGAUCGUUUGGUUAAUGGUUACAAACGAUUUGAUCCUUCAAGAGGAUUAGAUUAUAUUUUAGAUUUGACUUUCAAAGAUAUUGUUGGAAAUAGAUUAAUACAAAAACGAGUGGAAGUCAGUAAGUUGCUUGGUAAAGUUGAAAUGUUAUCAGUUCCUUAUGUAACUGAAAAUACUCGUGUGCAUAUUCUUUUACCUGUGCGUACAAAUGAAAGAGAGGACGCCUUUCGCUUUCUACGACAAUAUAAACAAGUUUGUAUUGAUAAAAAGGAAAAGACAAUGCUCAUGUUGGUUUUGUUGUAUGAUGCAAAUGCCCCAGGCAAAGGUGCAGUUGAUGAUGUGUUUAAACAGUUGAAAGAUGAGGCAACAUCAUUGAGUAAUGCACAUAAAAAAGAUGGCACUAAAGUUGCAUGGUUAUCAGUCAGAAUACCAAAUACAAAAUUGUUAGCUCUAAGAGAUGCAUUAUUGGAUUUCGCGAUCGUCGAUUUAGCAAUCAGAAAGUUUCCUCCGGAUGCUCUAAUGAUGUUAGCUAGACCGAAAAUGGAAAUUCGUCAAGACUAUUUAAAUAGAGUAAGAAUGAAUACUAUAAUGGAGUGGCAGAUAUUUAGUGCUUUGCCAUUUUCUGAAUAUGAUCCUAAUCUCAUGACAUAUCCAAGACAAGCAACUCUAGAUGUAAACAAGUAUUAUGGCCAUUUUGAUCCGUUCGACUAUGAUCAUUUAUCAUUUUACGCAAAAGACUAUGUUGUCACCAGGAAACGUACAGAAUCAUUAAUUCCUAUAAUUCGAGCUGACCGCGAUAUACAUCAUUUGGUCACAGAAUCAACCAGUCAUUCUUUGAAAGUAGUCAAUAUGACUAACCCUUCCGUUUAUUCUAUGUUUGUGGCGUAUAGUGAGUGUCAUAUAUUCAGAGCAGUAGAAUCUGGUUUACGUUUGCGUCAUAAACAGAGACAUUGUGAAUUAUAUGAAGGGAACAUUGUAGAUCAUACAAGCGCUGCGUUGUAUGGCAACUGUGUAAGAUCUAGAAAUCGAAAUGCUGGUUCCAAAGGACAAUUGGCUAGACUGGUAUUGGAGUAUCAGAACCAAUUAAAGUGA
Molecule: messenger RNA, 2373 nt
Organism: Macrosiphum euphorbiae (potato aphid)
Lineage: Eukaryota; Metazoa; Arthropoda; Insecta; Hemiptera; Aphididae
Source: the annotation of a GenBank genome assembly